Callorhinchus milii (elephant shark) is the source of this 1322-nucleotide messenger RNA. RefSeq names its product mitochondrial ribosomal protein S33 (gene mrps33). Lineage: Eukaryota; Metazoa; Chordata; Chondrichthyes; Chimaeriformes; Callorhinchidae. The record is from RefSeq and is a predicted model, not a curated record. The coding region runs from base 158 to 478 and encodes 106 amino acids. Gene Ontology annotation, cellular component: mitochondrion. The transcript is spliced from 3 exons.
GAGCAGUUGUGUGGUGGGGGGGGGGCUGCUGUCCUGGGAAAAUGUUUGACUCUGGACGCUUUAUUGUGUUACACACACAGACAGAGACACAGAGACAGGAAGUGACCGCUGAAGCCGGACUGGGUUGACUGAGAAAACUUCCGGUAAGAAGAUUGCGAUGUCGACGCUGUCCAAUUACGCCCGGCGUAUGAUGCGUCUCAGUGCACAGAUAUUUGGGGAGGUUGCCCGGCCGACAGAUGAUAAAUCAAUGAAGGUGGUGAAGCUGUUCAGCGAGCAGCCCCUGGCACGACAGAAGGAGGUUUACGACUGGUAUCCAGAGCACAACACCUAUUUCGCCUUGAUGAGAAAAUUACGAUUUAUGGGUUUGUUCAGAGAUGAGCACGAAGAUUUUAAGGACGAAAUGCGACGACUGAGGAAACUUCGAGGCAAGGGGGCACCAAAGAAAGGGGAAGGGAAGAGAGCCAUGAAGAAGAAAUAGGUGACUUAGGACAGUGGCUGGCCCACCAAAAACUGGCAGUAUUUCAUCUAACACUUUCUCAGAUCUUUGUUUCUCUACUUUGUUGCCUUUUACCCCCAUUUUGUCUUUUCUAGUGUUGAGUUGGACAGGUUGUCACCCCUGUGAUUGCCAUUCAAUCUAUUCUCUACACGUGCUCAGACAGAACAGGGGCUGAUGUUUUGGCUUCAUUAGAAGAACUUCAUUGGUGAGCACCUGGACCCUGGUUGCUCUCGUCACUUUUCAGCUAUCAACACACUUGAUCGUGGUCUGAUAGGGAGCAAGUCGUCUGUCCAAUACCUCAACCGGGAACAAGUGUACCAAAGGGAGAAAGACUAAAUCAGGGGAAGGGGAAAUGUGAAGAAUCUAUGUUCACAACACAAGAGUAGUUUUCACAGCACUGAAAGUGCAAGGACAUUUGCCUGUACAAUGUCAAAUACAAUUAUAGAUCAUAAAAGUGAGACAAGUAUGUUAGUGCAUGGGUUACAUUCUGCCAUUGUGCUGUAGUCAUUCUUACUGGUAACUGCCACAUGCAUUUGGAAAGCUGAGUGGCAACGGUCGUGUGCUUAUGUCAGUUGUGGGUUGGAUUGUACUUGAGUGUUGUUCAAGAAUCAUUCUGACAUCCUAUGGUUCUGUCGGUGACUUGUAACGUGCCUACCUGCCUGCACCAGCUUGUUUCGAUUGUUGGUUCUCAGAUGUGUGCACAGUAGAUUUCCGAAUUUGCUUAUUCACAGUGGUGCUGCUACAGUCUUUGGUUUGAGUGCCUGAACUGCUUUUGUGCAGAGCAGUGUUGCCUCAAUAAAUGCUGAAGUGGGUUUCUUUCCUGUAA